GCCAAACUUCAAAAUCAGUGAAACAUACUCUCAUAAUAAUACGAGUCACAAACAAUAUCAACAACAAAGUAACAAGUUUUUUCGGGUGAGAGAGUAAAAUGGAGGGAGCCAAGCAAGUUGUAUUCCUUCCUUUAGUAGCUCUCCUUGCCCUUGUGAUAGCUCCGAUGAUCGUCGACGGGGCGGUGCCCCGGUACACCUAUACUCGCCAAUACUACAAGAAGACUAACACUUGUGCUAAUGCUGAGGCAUUUGUGAAGCACCAAGUUAAGAAGUUUUGGGAACAGGAUCAUAGUGUUACACCUAAACUUCUUCGAUUACUCUAUUCAGAUUGUAUGGUCACGGGUUGUGAUGCGUCGAUUCUCUUGGAUGGAGCAGACUCUGAGAGAAUGGCAAAACAAAAUAUUGGACUUGGAGCAUUUAUAGUCAUUGACAAGAUUAAGAUAGUGCUUGAUUCUUAUUGUCCAGGAGUCGUGUCUUGCGCUGAUAUCCUUCAACUUGCUACUAGAGAUGCUGUGAGCUUGGCUGGUGGUCCAUCCUACCCUGUUCUUACAGGAAGAAGAGAUGGGUUGUCUUCAAAAGCUUCAUCUGUGGACCUUCCUUCACCUUAUAUUUCAUUGAACGAAGGACUUGAAUAUUUCGAGGCAAGAGGCCUUAAUAUUCAGGAUUAUACAGUACUCUUAGGAGCUCAUUCAAUGGGGAGAGCAAGAUGUCGUUACAUUCGCGAUCGUCUAUACAACUUCAAGGGCACCGGAAAGGCAGAUCCAACCCUAGACACUUCAAAACUAGAGGAGUUAAGGAAGCAAUGUCCACAAACGUACAAGAGCGGUGAACAUGAAAAACUAGUGUACUUGAACAAUGACUCAAACAAGUUUUCAAGUUCUUACUACAACGACGUCUUAGCAAACAAAGCUGUCCUUAAAAUUGAUCAAGAUCUCUUGUAUGGAAAUGAGACCCAACAACUUAGUGAGCAAUUUUCUUUCCCUGAUGAAGGAUUGCAAGACUACAAGAAAGCUUUCGCGCUAUCCAUGUAUCGAUUAAGUAAUUACAAUGUCUUAACUGGACAACAAGGAGAGAUCAGGAGGAAUUGUCACUUUACUAAUAGUCAUUAUGCCUAAUUGAAAUCAUUAGGGUUUGUGUUAAAUUUGCAUUUCAUUUGUUAUUAUUAUUAUUAUUAUAACUAUUAUUACUACCUUUGAGAGCUAUUGAAUAAAUAAAUGGUGAUAAAUUGUAUAAUAAAUUAUGGAAUAUAUAAUAAGCUCAUUUUUGUCAAA
Messenger RNA from Beta vulgaris subsp. vulgaris (sugar beet), 1271 nucleotides. Its product is annotated as probable peroxidase 61. NCBI's taxonomy places the organism in Eukaryota, Viridiplantae, Streptophyta, Magnoliopsida, Caryophyllales, Amaranthaceae. The transcript is spliced from 4 exons. Gene Ontology annotation, biological process: hydrogen peroxide catabolic process; response to oxidative stress. The record is from RefSeq and is a predicted model, not a curated record. The coding region runs from base 99 to 1115 and encodes 338 amino acids. Gene Ontology annotation, molecular function: heme binding; peroxidase activity. Gene Ontology annotation, cellular component: plant-type cell wall; plasmodesma.